Molecule: messenger RNA, 2602 nt
Organism: Lycium ferocissimum
Lineage: Eukaryota; Viridiplantae; Streptophyta; Magnoliopsida; Solanales; Solanaceae
Product: BTB/POZ domain-containing protein NPY2-like
Exons: 6
Coding region: 445-2325 (626 amino acids)
Molecular function (GO): protein binding
Source: RefSeq, a predicted model, not a curated record
CAUAGAGGGAGGGAGCAAGAAAGCUGAGUGGUCAGUGUGGCGUGCAUAACAUAGCAACAUUGGGUGUCUUCAUCACUACUACAAACUUGAAAAAAAGAGUAGUUUCCCAAUAUACCCUGAAAAAUCAGUGUAAAAAAAAAAAAAAAGAAUAGGAAAAGGUUAAAAAAGAAGCAAAUGCUCUUAAAUUUGAGUGGACUUUUUUUUUUUUUUGGUUUCUUCUUUUUCUGUUUGUCCUUGAUAAGAAAUGGUAAAAUAGAAAAUUGUGAUACCAAAAAGCUGUUGUGCUGGUUCUAGCAAAACUGAUAGAUGCUUGCUGUCUCCCGUUUUGGUGGUUCCUCCAACUGAUUCCAAGAUGCUGUUUUACGUUGCAGUGAUUUGUUGAGUAGUAAGGAAGUACAAUUUCUUCAAGUGUAAACAAGAAGCAGAUCCUUCUAAGUUGCCAAGAUGAAGUUCAUGAAACUUGGAUCCAAGCCUGAUACCUUUCAGACAGAUGGGAACAAUGUCAGAUAUAUUGCUUCAGAUUUGGCCUCGGACAUCGCGGUUAAUGUCGGAGAUGUCAAGUUUCAUCUUCACAAGUUUCCUCUUCUGUCCAAGAGUGUAAGUUUGCAAAAGCUGGUUUCUAAUGCAAGUGAAGGGAAUUGCGACGAAGUCAACAUUCAUGACAUUCCUGGAGGACCUAGUGCUUUUGAAAUAUGUGCCAAGUUUUGUUACGGAAUGACUGUUACACUGAAUGCUUAUAAUGUUAUUGCAGCAAGGUGUGCUGCUGAGUAUCUGGGUAUGCAUGAGAGUAUUGAGAAAGGAAACCUUAUUUACAAGAUUGAUGUUUUCCUGAACUCGAGCAUUUUCCGGAGCUGGAAAGAUUCAAUAAUUGUUCUUCAGACUACUAAGUCCCAAUCCCGCUUGUGUGAGGAACUGAAAUUGAUCAGCCACUGCGUUGAUGCUGUAGCAUCUAAGGCUUCUGUUGAUGUUUCCAAGGUGGAUUGGUCCUAUACCUAUAAUCGAAAAAAGCUUCCCGAGGAGAAUGGAAAUGAUCCUAACUUGAAUGGAAUUAGAAGCCGCAUGGUACCAAAAGAUUGGUGGGUUGAGGACUUAUGUGAGCUUGAAGUAGAUCUAUAUAAGCGGGUAGUUAUCACCAUAAAAAACAGAGGGAUUGUUUCUUCUGAAGUAAUUGGAGAAGCUGCCAAAGCUUAUGCAUAUAGAAGGUUUCCAGGCUUUAAUAAAGGUGUCUUCCAAUUCAAUGAUGUCUCCAAAUGUCGCCCGAUAUUGGAUGCUGUGGUAUGGCUAUUGCCCUCUGAGAAAGGUAGCGUCUCUUGUAGUUUCUUGUUAAAAUUGCUAAAAGCAUCAAUUUCACUUGACUCUGGAGAAACGGUGAAGGCAGAACUAGUAAAAAGAAUAGGACAGCAAUUGGAGGAGGCUUCUGUGAAUGAUCUUUUGAUUCGAGCUGCAGAUGGGGAAGGAACCCUGUAUGAUGCCCAUGUGGUCCAGAAAAUACUGGAAGCGUUUAUGAUGAGAGAUAAGGAUUCUGAACCACAGCUGGAAGAUGGAGAUGAAAUUCAGGAGGUCCGUAAGCCAGGGAUUUUAUCAGAAGCUUCAAAACUGAUGGUAGCAAAGCUAGUAGAUGGAUAUCUUACCGAAAUUGCAAAAGAUCAUAAUCUCCCUUUGUCGACAUUUGUUGGUCUGGCAGAGAUGACAUCCAAUUUCCCUCGACCAGGUCAUGAUGGUCUAUAUCGCGCAAUUGAUAUGUACCUUAAGGACCACCCUGGAAUCAGCAAGAGCGAGAGGAAGAGAAUUUGUAAGCUGAUGGACUGCAAGAAGCUCUCGGUGGAUGCUUGUAUGCAUGCUGUGCAAAAUGAGAGGCUUCCCCUUCGUGUUGUUGUACAAGUACUCUUUUUCGAGCAAGUCAGGGCUAACGCCUCAUCUGGGAGCAGUACUCCGGAUCUGCCCAAAGCAAUUAGGGACCUUAACAGUGCUUCAUAUGGAAGUUCAAGAACUACAACAACUAAUACGGAAGAAGAUUGGGAUACUGCAGCCUCUGCAGAAGAACUCAGGGCUUUGAGAGGCGAGCUGGCAGCCUUACGAAUGGGAAAUGGAGGAACGAAUGACAAAGUUAAUGGUGGUGAUGCCAAGAGCCAUGCAGAUAGGGCUGCCAUGAGUAAAAUGAAAGGAUUGCUCAUGUCGAAGAGGCUCUUUUCGAAAAUCUGGUCGAACAAAGGGGGCGGACAAGGGGAGAAUAGUGGCUCAGAUUCUUCCGAGAGUCUUGGAUCUGCUAACUUGGAAGAAGCUAAGUCCACACCUUCAAGAAAAGUAAGGCAUUCAGUUUCUUAGUUCUAACAGCUUUUAGGAAUGCGCUCUUGGUGGUUUUUUUGGAUGGGUUUUUUCUUUCUUAAAAAUGAUAUUAGCAUGUCGAAAGACCAGUCAUCUUUCUCUGAAGUCUCUAGAAGAAAAUGAAGGAUAUAGUUUGACAAAAAGUUUGUAGGAUGAAAUGAAGCCUCUUAUGGGCCAACAAAACAGAGCUUUUAUUGUAUAGAUGUUCUAACAUUUAGUUGUCCAUGCGAAAAUUAGGUGGCUCUUCAAUAUUUAUGACUUUAAUGGUGUGCUACUA